Molecule: messenger RNA, 2056 nt
Organism: Taeniopygia guttata (zebra finch)
Lineage: Eukaryota; Metazoa; Chordata; Aves; Passeriformes; Estrildidae
Gene: MIS12
Product: MIS12 kinetochore complex component
Biological process (GO): mitotic cell cycle; mitotic sister chromatid segregation; kinetochore assembly
Cellular component (GO): nucleus; MIS12/MIND type complex; chromosome, centromeric region
Source: RefSeq, a predicted model, not a curated record
CGUGGCCUGGCGGGCGCUGAUUGGCUGCGGGCGGGGCGGCCCUGAGGCGGAGCUCGAGCGAGGCGGGAAAAGCGCGGCGGCAGCGCCGGGCCUCGGAACCGUCCUCGGGCCGGGAACGGGAGCGGCGGCACCGCCGGGCCUCGGAACCGUCCUCGGAACGGGAGCGGCGGCACCGCCGGGCCUCGGAACCGCCCUCGGGCCGGGAACGGGAGCGGCGGCAGCGCCGGGCCUCGGAACCGUCCUCGGGCCGGGAACGGGAGCGGCGGCACCGCCGGGCCUCGGAACCGUCCUCGGGCCGGGAACGGGAGCGGCGGCAGCGCCGGGCCUCGGAACCGUCCUCGGGCCGGGAACGGGAGCGGCGGCACCGCCGGGCCUCGGAACCGUCCUCGGGCCGGGAACGGGAGCGGCGGCACCGCCGGGCCUCGGAACCGUCCUCGGGCCGGGAACGGGAGCGGCGAGAGCAGCGGCAGUGGCGGCAUGAGCAGCGGUGAGAGCAGCGGCAGCAGCGGCCCCGCCGCCUCGGGUAACGCCGGGGAGCCCGGCGAGACCCGUCUCCCCCUCACGGCCCUCCCGCCCCGGCCCCCCACCGCCAUGUCGGUGGAUCCCAUGGCCUACGAGGCGCAGUUCUUCGGGUUCACGCCGCAGACGUGCAUGCUGCGCAUCUACAUCGCCUUCCAGGACUACCUCUUCGAAGUGCUGCAGGUGGUGGAGGGCGUGAUGCUGAAGAAGCUCGACGGCAAAAUCAACCCUUCCCAGAUCCGGAAAUGCACCGAGAAAUUCCUGCUCUUCAUGAAGGAGCACUUCGAUAAACUGUUCACUAAAAUGGAAGAAAUGCUGCUGCAGCUGGUGCUGAACAUCCCUAAGAACGUGCUGCUGCCCGAGGACAGGGUGCAGGAGCAGUAUCGCUGCAGCGAGGAGGAAUUCCGGGCGCUGCAGGAGGAGGUGCGGCAGCUGCAGGAGCAGUACAGGGCAGAGGUGGCCACGGAGCAGGCGCUGCUGGCCGAGCUGGAGGAGCAGAAGAUUGUCAAGGCCGAGCUGGAGAAGACUUUGCAGUGCUUUGAUGAGCUUGAGAACAUCUGUAGGCAGCACGGGAUCGGCAACUUCAAGGAAAGCCUUGCCCUCCUGACACAGAGCUCUAAGAAAUUGCAGGAGGUGCUGAAAGACGUUGAGGAGAAGAGCAAAAAAAUGAAGCAGGAUGAUCAGUUAAUGUAAUGGAAAUUCGGAGAAGGUGACAGAUGCCAUAGACACAGCUUGCUUAAAAUAACAGGGUCUUAUCUUCCCCUUAGUCUGCUCAUCCUGCCAGGAUUUGGUCUAAAAGCUGUUGAACUGUGCCAGUUUGCACCUCCCUAAGGCAGGAAGGGGAGAAAGCCUGUAAAAUGUAACUCGGAUUGUUAACUUCCUAAGUUUUGGGUCGGGUAACGCGAUUGAAAACACUGAAUGUUAUCUUUGGACACAAUGUAAGACUUGUAGGAAUGUGUAGGUGGUUUCCAGCCUGAGGUCAGUGAGGCCCCGGGGACUUUGCCGGUGGCCAGGGAGCUGCCUGGGUGCCUUUCAGUGUGAAAUUCAGGGAGAAGGAUGACACUGAUGCUGUCUACAAGGUUCUGAUGAGAUCUAUUGGCAUCAAACCAAAUUUCAGCUCAGUUUCUGGAAUCUGAGGGUUCUUCACCGCUCUGCCUGUGCUUGUGUUUCUGUUGGCCCAGAACAGAAGCCACUGGAGGAAAUGAGUAAUUCCAUCACUUUGUCCUACUUCACCUUAUGUUGCUUUAUAUAUAUAUUUGUUUGGGGUUUUUUGGUUGCUCAGUGUCCCUUUUCUACUAAACAAAGUUUCUUUUAUUAACAUUUAAUCAGAUUUUCAAGUGAAAAUGUUGAGUAUUGAUAAGCUGUUGUGUCUGAAUUAAACUUAAUUAUCUCUGUGCUUAAUUCAAAAUCCCUGACAGUCUGUGCAUCUUUCCACAUCAGUUUUUUAAUCUCCUGUUUAGUCCUAUCAUUAAAUAUCAAUAUUAAUUCUACUUUACUAGCAUAGAGGUUAUUUCAAUAAAAAAGUGUAUUGAAAACA